Molecule: messenger RNA, 1599 nt
Organism: Lodderomyces parapsilosis
Lineage: Eukaryota; Fungi; Ascomycota; Pichiomycetes; Serinales; Debaryomycetaceae
Exons: 1
Coding region: 1-1599 (532 amino acids)
Molecular function (GO): DNA binding
Source: RefSeq, a predicted model, not a curated record
AUGUUUAACAAUAUGUAUCCAUAUCUGGGAUACUCCACCAACUUCACCACCAAUCCUUCUACUUCUGCUUCAUCAACAACCAAGGGAGCACAACCAGGUAAACAGCAGUCACCAUCAUCUUCAUCUUCAUCAUCAACACAACAACAACUUCAACAACUUCAACAACCACCUCAAGGACAUUUAAACUCUCCUCCCAGUACAAGACAACAACCUUUUAUUGCAAAUACAACCAAUCCUGCAUCUUAUUUCAAUAGAAACGUUAGUGGUACUUCUUCAUCUACCAACUCAUCAACCAAUUCACGAGGCGUACCUUCAUUGAGCCACAACAGUAUGCAAAUCUCAUCAAGGUCAAACUAUGGUAUUCAAUCUAUGAGUGGGUUGGGGACACAUCCAAGCCAAUACCAGAUCUCCCAACAACAACAACAACAACAACAACAACAACAACACCAACAGAACCCUAAUCAUCUUUACUAUAACUCAUCCUCUCAUGCAGUCACGCCACAAAUAUUUAACACUCAGUUACAAAACGAUCAUCCUCAACAAUUGGAUCCUAAACAGUUGCAAAAGUUUAGUCCACAACAACAGCAACAACAAUUUCACCAACAAGCACAAUAUUAUCAACAACAGCAAAAUCAACAGCACCAACUGAAAAGACAACAAAAUCUGCAACAAUCCCCACCAAACUACCAACAACAACAACAACAACAACUGCAAUUCCAGCAACUGCAGCGUCUGCCUCAGCUCCAACAACAACAACUGCGUGGGUCUCCUAAUGUGGCUUCCUCACACGCACACCAAACUUCCCUUUCUUCAAACAACACCACUGGUGUAGCAGCAGCAGCUGUCUCAGCAACUGGUGUCACUGGCGAUCAAAAAGUGAAGAAACCCAGAAAGCCUAGAGCUACUAAAAAGGAAAUGGAAGAGAAGAGACGAUUGCUUUUGGAAAAGGAAGCCCUUCGGAUUCAACAAGGUGGUUCACCUGUUGUAAAAGGUGAUGCUGCUAGCGCUGAUGGCAAAAAGAAAAGAGGGCGUCCAAAGAAAUUUAUUCUUGACCCUUCAACCAACACAAUGAUUGAUUCUACACAUCCUAAUUUUAAACAGUUGAAUAAAAUCUUGAGAGAAAAUAAUGCUGCCGCCGCUGCCGCUGGAUCUGCGCCAGCCCCAACCGGGAACAGCAAUGGAGUUUCCCACACACAAACGCAACCUCAAUACAUGUCGAAUUACAGUGACAACUCGUCAAUUCACCAACAUCAACAUCAACAGCAACUACAACAACAGCAACACGCUCUACAACAACGGGAACUUCAGCAGCAGCAACAACAACAACAACAACAGCAGCAGCAGCAGCAACGAGAACAGCAGAAACAGCAACGAAAGCUGAAGCAACAACAAAAACUGCAACAAAAGCAACAACAAAAGCAACAAGAACAGGAGAUCCAGCAACGAAACGCUCUUGUAACAACCGGGUUAGCAAAUCUUGGGGAUGUGGACCUCCAGCAAUUGUUGAAGACGAAAGAUAAGCGAGGCAGGCCUAGAAAAUUCCCAGUUGAGCAGACUGGUAUUACAAUCAAAGGUGUGAAGAUCAAUGCCAAGAAGUGA